GGAACGGGGAUCCCCGCGGGGAUUUUUUACGGGGGGUAGAUUUUGCCCCCCGUUCCCGUUCCCGUUCCCCACGGGGAACGGUAGCAAUAGCAAUGGCAGCAGAUGGCAGCAGAUGGCUUUGUAGCAGCAGCAAAUCGCUCUAGCGGCAGCAAAGCAGAUGGAUCCGGUCCGGCAGCAGGCCAGCGGCAGCAAAGCAGAUGGAUCCGAUCUGGCAGCAGGCCAGCGGCAGCAAAGCAGAUGGAUUCGGUCCGACAGUAGGCCAACGGCAGAGCAGAUAACAAGCAACGAAUCAUUAAAUAUCAUUCACUUUU
Rubroshorea leprosula is the source of this 311-nucleotide messenger RNA. The record is from the annotation of a GenBank genome assembly. NCBI's taxonomy places the organism in Eukaryota, Viridiplantae, Streptophyta, Magnoliopsida, Malvales, Dipterocarpaceae.